AUGUUUGGCUCAUCCACGACUACCACUACGACCACCACCACAGCCCCAAAUCAAUCAUCGCCAGUGCCUCCACAAACUUCCUCUUCUACGUCUGUGGGAGCAGGAAACUCAAGCACUCAUCAGAUGCAGCCAUCAAGACCAAUGCACCAUCAUAGCAACAACUUUUACAUGGGAAAAGGAGGAGAGGAUAACUACUACCACAACCACCAACAUGCAUCAAGAAUCAACCCAGCUUAUAUUCGUCAUCCUGAAGAACCAUCGCAACAACAAUCAUCACAGCAACAACCCAUUCAUUAUACUAGUACAUACAAACCCACCAAAUCCAUUAAUCAAAACAAUAAUAUAGCCCAUCCACAACACAGCGAGCCAGACACAUUGAACAACUUGGCAAGGCCCUCGGUGCAUGUGUAUCCACAUCAACAACCGCAACAUAUAAAAAGUGAAGCCUCUCCCCGCACGUUGCCUGCUCCAACGCCACCACCUCCACCACCAUCCUCCUUUAUGAAAUCCAGAAAAGCAAUGGAAGAGCCUGACUGGUAUGAACGUGAAAACAAAUCACAUAGACCUUCUACUUCUAGCAGCACCACGCCUUCUCUCCUUCCCUCUUCCACUGCCAGCGCCACUACGACCACAACAACGCUAUCACACACAGCACCACCCAGUGGCGAGGUGAGUACUCUGGAAGCCGGCGACAAUAAAAAGAUCAAGCGACGAAAAGAAAUGACUGGCAUCAUGGAAGAUUUGAACAAGGAUUUUCUGAAAAAGAGAGAAAAGCUCCAUGUGGAGAAAUUGCAAGCGAUUAAUCAGGAAUUAAAAUCUGCUCAUCAAGAUACACAUCCAAGCUAUUUAGAUGGUUUAAAGGAUUUGGAGGCGAUGAGAAGAAAGACGAUCAAUGAUGGCGUUUUGUUUAGAAAAUAUCAAAAUGAAGUGACAGACAAUCAAUUCCAAUUAGAAAUAUACCAGGCUGAGGAGGAAUAUACAGCCGAAAUUCAGGACAUUCGAGAGAAACUUUUUGCUAGCUUGGAUGAAAAGAGGAGGAAAUUAAAGGAAGAGAAGGACAAUUGCGAUCUGGCUUAUGAUGUUAUACUGGAAUCCCAGUCUAGAUUGCAUAAACGAAAUUUGCGCAAGAGAGAAAAGGAACAUCCCGAGAACAAAUCCAGCAAAAAGAAGCAAUUGACUGGACCAGCACUUGUUUUCAAGCUGAAGGACGAUGAUAUUUUGUCUGAUAUUCAAGCUAUGCGAAAUGGUUUAUCAGCAUCCAACAACAGUAGCACUGCCAUCACUACAACCUCUGGCACACACAAAAAGACGAAUUCAUCCAAUAAGAAAAAGUAA
Molecule: messenger RNA, 1335 nt
Organism: Mucor velutinosus
Lineage: Eukaryota; Fungi; Mucoromycota; Mucoromycetes; Mucorales; Mucoraceae
Exons: 6
Coding region: 1-1335 (444 amino acids)
Biological process (GO): negative regulation of transcription by RNA polymerase II
Cellular component (GO): Sin3-type complex
Molecular function (GO): histone deacetylase binding
Source: RefSeq, a predicted model, not a curated record